CUCCCCGCCUCCGAAUCUCCCACUUGUCUCACUCCGAGAUGGCCAGAUUUAGGAUGCGACGGAGCAAGGUUUCAAUAGUCCUAGGAUGCUUCCUGGUGCUCUUCUUACUCCUGAAGAAGGGGACGCAGCUGCUGCACUUCGAGCACUUCAUCCCCAGCCAAGAGCCCAAGGACGUGUGGGACGUGGUGGCCGAUUUCAGUAACAUGCCACAGUUGAACACGAGAAUAGUGCGGUGGGAGCUGGUGGACGAGUCUGGCAACUACGACAGCUGGAGGUACGGGGUCAUCACCUACGAGACGAUGCUGGGGGGGUCGGUGCUGGGGCUGAACGAGAACCACGGAGAGGUGCUGGUGGAGCCCCUGGCCGCCCCUGACCACUACUACCAACAGGAGGUCUACACCACCAACAGCCUCUACGGCCUCAUCACUGUCAAGAACUACGGCAAGAUGCACUUCCGACGGAGCACUCGAGAGGGUCGGGAAGGCACUCUGGUAGAGCAGGAAGUCUUCAGCGACUGUCCUCUCCUCUUCCACUACCUCUGCGUUAUUGAGAUCAACCUCGCCAGACACGAGUUCUUCAAGAAUCUGGGCAACUGGUUCGCCAAGUAAAACCGGCAGCAGUAGUUAGUAGUGAACCACCGGGUGCUAACUACUAGACUACCGAGGAGUCUACGGGCUCUCUCACACUCUUGACACAUACACACAUACAUGACAAUGCAGUACAGUUCGCUUCGUUCACGACUCAUACCUGGUUCAUGGGGUUCUGGGAGUUCUUCUACUCCCCAAGCCCGGCCCGAGGCCAGGCUUGACUUGUGAGAGCUUGGUCCACCAGGCUGUUGCUUGGAGCGGCCCGCAGGCCCCCAUACCCACCACAGCCCGGUUGGUCCGGCACUCCUUGGAGGUAAUCGGGGAUCCUGAGUUCAAUUCCCAGCGAGACAGAUAUGGUUGGGCACGUUUCCUUUCACCUAAUGCCUUUUUAUAUGUAGGAACCAAGAGGGAGAGAAACUUGAGAACACUCACCCGACACAGAGACGUCUGAUCAGUGCCGCUCUGCUCCACGGGUCUCGAACCAACACAUACAUGGCUUGAAAGUUAACAGGCAACUUAAAGGCGUUAUAUAUGUGUUGGGAGGACGAGACACCAUGUGCGUAUAACUCUCGUCCUGUAACUACACUAAGGUAGUUACACACGCAGGGGGGGGGGGGGGCGGGUGGCUGA
Molecule: messenger RNA, 1217 nt
Organism: Procambarus clarkii (red swamp crayfish)
Lineage: Eukaryota; Metazoa; Arthropoda; Malacostraca; Decapoda; Cambaridae
Source: RefSeq, a predicted model, not a curated record